AUGAAGAAGCCCGACAGCACUGUCGUCGUCAGUUCAAGUAAAAUUAAGUUCGAUGACAAUGAAGAACUCAAAUCUUCAUCCGAAGAUGAGGAGGACAUAGAGCGUGAGCUUGCGGAUGUUACAUUGGAGGAGCUACUAAAAGCACGGUCCGAUGGGUCAGACACGUUGUAUCGGAAGCCCAAUUCAGAGAAAAAGGGUGGCCGAGCAAACAAGAAUAGGCCAAUGGAGAUUAGUAGCAAGAAGCCGGUUAGUAGAUUUAGAGAAGUCAUCAAGUUCCUAAACAGUCCGAAGAGCAGCAGCCUUGGGUACAGAUUCCGGAAGAAUAAUAUAGUUCAGGACAAGGUGGUGCGUGACCCUCGUUUUGAAUCAUUAUGUGGCAAUCUUGAUGUAGAUGGGUUCAAGAAGAGAUACAAUUUUCUUUAUGAGAAUAAUCUUCCUGCUGAGAAAGAGGAACUAAAGAAAUCGAUGAAGAAAUCAAAGGACUUGGAAGUCAUUAAUGAAAUGAAAGAUCGCAUAGGUUGGAUUGACCAACAACUGAAGUCUGCAUCAACAAAGCGUACUGAUAAAACAAUACUGGCUGAGCACAAGAAGAAAGAGAGAGAAGCUGCAAAGCAAGGGAAAAAACCAUUCUAUUUGAAGAAAUCUGAAAUCCGGAAGCAAAAGCUUACUGAGAAAUAUACCGAACUCCAGACAUCUGGAAAAAUCGAGUCCUUUAUCGAGAAAAAGAGAAGGAAGAAUGCUGCAAAGGACCACAGAUUUAUGCCAUAUCGACGUCCCAGCAACAACGAGUAA
This is a messenger RNA of Ilex paraguariensis (yerba mate), 792 nucleotides long. The record is from the annotation of a GenBank genome assembly. NCBI's taxonomy places the organism in Eukaryota, Viridiplantae, Streptophyta, Magnoliopsida, Aquifoliales, Aquifoliaceae.